Messenger RNA from Anarrhichthys ocellatus (wolf-eel), 1115 nucleotides. Its product is annotated as sodium/potassium/calcium exchanger 3-like. Gene Ontology annotation, molecular function: calcium, potassium:sodium antiporter activity; calcium channel activity. Gene Ontology annotation, cellular component: plasma membrane. The annotation marks the transcript as partial. The transcript is spliced from 5 exons. The record is from RefSeq and is a predicted model, not a curated record. Gene Ontology annotation, biological process: calcium ion transmembrane transport; intracellular calcium ion homeostasis. NCBI's taxonomy places the organism in Eukaryota, Metazoa, Chordata, Actinopteri, Perciformes, Anarhichadidae.
AGCCUACCUAUCUAACAGUGGGCUUAGGCGUCGUUACACAGUCUCUAACAGGGGACGGUGUCCCCAACAGGGGACAUUUUGGAGGUCCCCUGAUGGUCAUGCCUUAAAUCAAGCUAAAAUCAUGUCCAAAACCCUGCGUGUAUGUGUGUGUGUGUGUCCUACAGCAAACCACCACAGGAAGCCGUCGGUGCUGAUGGUGGACGAGCUGCUGUCGGCGUACCCCCACCAGCUGUCCUUCUCCGAGGCCGGCAUGAGGAUCAUGAUCACCAGUCACUUCUCCCCGAGAACCCGCCUCACCAUGGCCUCGCGGAUGCUCAUCACUGAGAGACAGCGACUAAUCAACACACGCACUCUGACCAACGGCGACUCCGACGUUCCAGUCAAAGGAGGAAGUAGGCGGGGUGUAGAAAACGGGCUGUCCGGGGCUGAGAGGGGCGGAGGCGUUCGCCGUGAUGACCGGGAGGCGGGCAACGAGACGGAGAACGAAGACAACGAGAACAACGAGAAUGACGAGGAAGAAGAAGAGGAGGAUAGAGGGGGACCCUUAUUGCCCUUCCAGUGCCCAGCCGGUGUGUGUAACAAGCUGAAGUGGCUGCUGGCCUGGCCUCUGUGCCUGCUGCUGUACUUCACCGUCCCCAACAGCUCCACGUCUCGCUGGGACAACUACUUCAUGCUGUCCUUCGCCUGCUCCACCCUGUGGAUCGCCGCCUUCUCCUACGUCAUGGUCUGGAUGGUAACAGUGAUAGGCUUCACACUCGGCAUCCCAGAUGUCAUCAUGGGAAUUACCUUCCUGGCGGCCGGCACCAGCGUCCCUGAUUGCAUGGCCAGCCUAAUAGUGGCACGACAAGGAAUGGGAGACAUGGCCGUGUCCAACUCCAUUGGCAGCAACGUGUUUGACAUCUUAGUGGGGCUUGGCCUCCCCUGGGCCCUGAAGACCCUGGCGAUCAGCUACGGCUCCGAUGUGAGUAUCGCACUCCUCGAUGCGCUUCACACCCCUCUCUUCUCAGGGUCAAACCUCAAAGUCACAAACACAUUACUGAAAUCUUAUACAGCAGUGGUGGUGGGGGGGCAGUGGAACUACAGGGGGGGUGCGGCUUCACGGUACACACCGGGAA